Molecule: messenger RNA, 1848 nt
Organism: Daldinia loculata
Lineage: Eukaryota; Fungi; Ascomycota; Sordariomycetes; Xylariales; Hypoxylaceae
Product: RabGAP/TBC
Exons: 2
Coding region: 1-1848 (615 amino acids)
Source: RefSeq, a predicted model, not a curated record
AUGGCAUCUUUGCCGAGCGAGGAGCUUAGAUCAAGUUAUCGAUCCCAACUCUCGGCAUCUACGGCCCAGGGGACGGUAGCAACUGAGAGGAGUAGCGUCGCGACUAAGAGCAGUUCUAGAACCUCGGUCUACGGGGCGGCCGAUGAUUCGCUUAGUAUUAACGAUAUAAUGGGAAUGUACGAGAAGGGUUUCUACGACGACUCAGCUCCCGAGGACAAUAAUGAGAUGGUAGACUCGAGGCCGGGCACUGCAAAAUCGGAAUUAAGCAGGAGGAGGACUGCUAUGCUAGACGCGAUGACUAUCUUCCUGCCAACCCCGGAAUCACCAGGCGCGACCUCUGACUCUGGUCAGAUCGAGCAGGAUUCUGUUUCUAUUUCUCAUGACCCUGAUGAACACGAUUCCUUGCCUGGAGAGGUGUCUAGAGAAGUAUCCGAGGAGGUGUCUGAGGAAGUGUCCGAGGAAGGGCCUGGGGAGAUGUCUGAAGAUAUCGAGGCAGUUAAUAUAUUAAUCGACGUGGAUGCGGACGUGGAUGCGGGCGCCGAGACUGAAGAUGAUACCGAGGACGGCUACAGUCCUUUACCCCCAUCGCGCCACCCGACCGUGUCGACUAUCGCGGAGGACGACGACGAGCGGGAUCGCUACGGGUUUCGGAAGAGUAAUCAGUACGUUAACCGGGAACAAUACGAUAACUGGAACCAAGGAUAUACCGAGUAUCUAGAGAGAAGGCGGAAAAAGUGGACCGCCUUUCUUAGGGAGCAUGGGCUGAUGACUGACAAUCCUAACCGAUUUCCUCCUCGAUCUAACAAGACGAAGCGAUUUGUACGCAAGGGAAUACCUCCCGAUUGGAGGGGCGCUGCUUGGUUCUAUUACGCUGGGGGGCCUGCUGUUGUUGCGAAACAUGCCGGCCUGUACGAUGGCCUUUUGAAACAAAAAGCUAAGGAUGUGGACGUCGAGGCGAUCGAGCGCGACUUGCACCGUACGUUUCCGGACAACAUCAAAUUUCGCUCUUGCCCUGCUUCCGCCUCUGAUAGCAGCCAACAAGCGCUUGCGAAAGAGACCGAGGGCAUCAUCCCCGUUGCCGAGAAGCCGAUGAUCGUAUCUCUGCGCCGCGUCUUGCACGCCUUUGCCAUCUAUAAUCCCAAGAUCGGAUAUUGCCAGUCGCUCAACUUUUUAGCAGGUUUACUCCUGCUCUUCGUAGAAAGCGAGGAACACGCCUUCUGGUUACUAAAUAUCAUAGCCCGAGUAUAUCUUCCCGGGACGCACGAAACCAGCCUCGAGGGCGCGAAUGUUGAUCUCGGAGUGCUCAUGUCCUCGUUAAGGGAGUCUAUGCCCAACGUCUGGGCUAAGAUCGGAGGCGAGCUGGACGGUACGGACGUCGUAUGGUCAAAGAGCUGGAGGCACAGACAUCGAGCCGAGACGACUCGGCUUCCGCCGAUUACCCUUUGUAUGACGGCUUGGUUUAUGAGUUGCUACAUCGGCACUCUACCCAUCGAGAGCACUUUACGCGUAUGGGACGUUUUUUUCUACGAGGGAUCCAAAACGCUAUUUCGAAUCGCUCUAGCAAUCUUCAAGAUCGGCGAGAACGAAAUCAGGGGCGUGGGAGAUCCUAUGGAGAUCUUCCAGGUGGUGCAGACGAUUCCUCGCAGGCUUAUCGACGCCAACGGUUUAAUAGAAUCCUGCUUCAAGCGUCGUAACGGCUUCGGCCAUCUUAGCCAAGAAACAGUGGAGCAAAAGAGGCAAGAAAGACGGGUUCAAGUUAAAGCCGAGCGAGAAAAGCAAACGGGCAAUAUCGUCUCGAUAGAUUCAGACUUCAAGAAGAAGGGAAACCUUUUCGGCCGACGUAGAUAA